AUGACUGUUGAUCCGCAGCAACCGGCUUAUACGCUGGUUUUUGAUCCAAGUCGCAGCAAUGCUAGUUAUACAGUUGGUGAAUUCCAAAAAGCUUUGGAGAGAGGAUCUGACGAGGAUAAGAUAGCCACCAUGAAGCAAAUUUUAGUAACGAUGCUUGAUGGGAAUCCUCUUCCUCAAUUGCUAAUGCACAUUAUUAGAUUUGUUAUGCCAUCUAGAAACAACAAAUUGAAGAAACUGCUUUACCUUUACUGGGAAAUUGUUCCAAAGCUAGAUGAAGAAGGUAAAUUGAGACAUGAAAUGAUUUUGGUCUGUAAUGCCAUUCAACAUGACUUGCAGCAUCCCAACGAGUACAUUAGAGGUAAUACGUUGAGAUUUUUGACCAAAUUGAAGGAAACAGAACUUUUAGAACAAUUAAUUCCAUCUGUGAUGCCAUGUUUGGAGUAUCGUCACUCAUAUGUGCGUAAAUAUGCCAUUUUGGCCGUUUUAUCUAUUUACCAAGUGAGUGAUCAUCUGUUACCAGACGCCAAGGAUAUUAUUAGCUCAUUUUUGGCUGUAGAAACUGAUCCAAUUUGUAAAAGAAAUGCAUUUUUGGGUCUAGCAGAGUUGGAUCGUGAAGCUGCAUUAGCAUAUUUGGAAGAAAACAUGGCCGCCAUUGAAGGACUAGAGUCCCUUCUACAAAGUUCCUUCGUGCAAUUUAUCAGAAGAGAUGCAGUGCAAGUACCAUCAUUAAAACCUCAAUACGUAGAAUUGCUACUGGAUUUGCUAGAUUCUACUACUUCUGAUGAAGUUGUUUUUGAUACUGCAUUGGCCUUGACAACUUUAUCUGCCAAUCCUUCGGUUUUGGCUAAGGCUGCAACUAAAUUGAUUAAUUUGGCUGUUAAAGUAUUUGACAACAAUGUUAAAUUGAUCGUCCUGGACAGAGUAGAAGACAUCAAUAACAAGAACCCAGGGGCCCUAGAAGAUUUAACUUUGGAAAUUCUACGUGUUUUGAACGCAGAAGAUAUGGACGUACGUUCUAAAGCUUUGAAUAUUGCUAUGAAUCUCGUAUCAUCAAGAAAUGUGGAUAAUGUGGUUAAGUUAUUAAAGAAAGAAUUGCAAACUACUGUCACUAACAGUGAUAAGGAAAAGUCUAUGCAAUAUAGGCAGCUUCUGAUUAAAACCAUUCACACUGUAGCAAUUAGAUUUGUCGAAGUUGCCGCUAGUGUUGUAUCACUUUUACUGGAUUUCAUUGGUGAUUUGAGUUCUGUUGCUGCCAGUGGUAUCAUCUCUUUUGUCAAGGAAGUUAUUGAAAAAUAUCCUCACUUGAGAGAAGGUAUCUUGUCAAAUUUGAUUGACGUUUUGGACAAAAUAAGGUCUGCCAAGGCUUACCGUGGUGCACUUUGGGUCUUAGGUGAAUACGCCGAGAGUUCUUCUGAUAUUCAGAAAUGCUGGAAACACAUCCGUUCUAGUGUUGGUGAACUACCUAUUGUCCAAUCCGAGUUGAGGAACAGAUCUCAAAAUUCUGAAGAAGAAGAGAAAGAAAAAGAAGCACUUAACCACAGACAUGCAGGUCCAGUGAUUUUACCAGAUGGUACUUAUGGUACUGAAACUGCAUUCGAUUUUACUUCUAGCGCUCCUGCUGAAGAUCCUGAUGCUAGACCUCCCAUCCGUCGUUUUGUGCUAAAUGGUGAUUUCUACACAGCUUCCGUUUUGGCUAGUACAAUCAUCAAAUUGGUCUUAAGAUUCGAAAAAGUAUCUCAAGAUAUCACUGUCCUAAAUGCUCUAAAGGCUGAAGGGUUAUUGAUUUUGGUUAGUACAAUAAGAGUGGGCCAAAGUUCAUUAGUAGAAAAGAAAAUCGAUGAAGAUUCUCUCGAAAGAAUCAUGUGUGCAAUUACCAUGUUGUUAGAUGAAGCAAACCCGGCUGAAAAGAGCUCUGAAAAGGAAAUUCUAGAUUUGGCAUACUUGGACGCCACCAGAUCCUCUUUCAAAUCCCAAGUUGCCAUUUCCAAGCGUAAGAAUGCUCAAUUAUCUGCCAAGAACUUGACAAAGACCGCUGAGCCAAUCGAUAAAUCUCUUAUCUUCAGACAAUUCACUCAAGUGGAAUCCAACACCUCUAAAAGUGAUAUGAUUGAAGAAGACCUGCAGGCGGCUAUAAAGGGUGAUUCCGAAAGACCAAACAAGAAUUCAAUCACUUCUAAGUUAAAGAAGAUCGUUCCGCUAACAGGUUUCUCGGAUCCUGUCUAUGCGGAGGCCUAUAUUACCAAUCACCAAUUUGACGUUGUGCUUGACGUUCUUCUGGUAAACCAGACAAGGGAAACUUUGAAGAAUUUACACGUUCAGUUCGCUACCCUUGGUGAUUUGAAGGUGAUAGAUAAGCCACCUAGCACUAACGUUGUUCCUCAUGGUUUCCACAGAAUUACCACCACUGUCAAGGUCUCAUCUGCAGACACUGGUGUUAUCUUUGGUAACAUUAUUUACGAUGGUGGUCAUGGUGAGGAUGCACGUUACGUUAUUUUAAAUGAUGUCCAUGUCGAUAUCAUGGAUUACAUUAAACCUGCCAAGACUGACGAUGAAACUUUCCGUACCAUGUGGAAUGCAUUUGAAUGGGAAAACAAGAUUUCUGUGAAAUCUCAAUUGAACAGCUUGCAUGCUUACUUGAGAGAAUUGACACGUGGUACAAAUAUGGGUAUUUUAACACCACCUGAAGCAUUAGGUGAGGAGGAUUGCAGAUUCUUGAGUUGUAACCUUUACGCUAAAUCUUCAUUUGGUGAAGAUGCGUUGGCGAACUUAUGCAUUGAAAAGAGUCCGGCAAGUGGCCAAGUAGUAGGUCAUGUCCGUAUUCGUUCCAAGGGUCAAGGUUUAGCACUUUCGCUUGGUGACAGGGUAGCAUUAAUCGCCAAACAGCAUGAUAAGGUCCAAUUGACCCACAUUUGA
Molecule: messenger RNA, 2913 nt
Organism: Zygosaccharomyces rouxii
Lineage: Eukaryota; Fungi; Ascomycota; Saccharomycetes; Saccharomycetales; Saccharomycetaceae
Gene: SEC26
Product: coatomer subunit beta
Exons: 1
Coding region: 1-2913 (970 amino acids)
Biological process (GO): endoplasmic reticulum to Golgi vesicle-mediated transport; intracellular protein transport; intra-Golgi vesicle-mediated transport
Cellular component (GO): cytoplasm; COPI vesicle coat
Molecular function (GO): structural molecule activity
Source: RefSeq, a predicted model, not a curated record